Molecule: messenger RNA, 3053 nt
Organism: Ruditapes philippinarum (Manila clam)
Lineage: Eukaryota; Metazoa; Mollusca; Bivalvia; Venerida; Veneridae
Product: interferon-induced protein 44-like
Exons: 6
Coding region: 125-1078 (317 amino acids)
Source: RefSeq, a predicted model, not a curated record
GGAGUAUGUUGAGAGCUGACCUACUCAUCAAGCGUCAACGACCUCGUCAAGAUUUCUGAUUCACGUUUUUACGCAUUUUCACACUUCAUUGGGAUACUGCUGAAUAUUAAAACAAAGUGACAUUAUGAUUAGAUUGUAUAACGCUGUGAAGGACUACUUCUUGCAAACAGCAUCUCCUCCACCAAAACUGACAACAGUUCCUUGGAGGGAAACUUCUAAACGGGGCAUGGGAGUAACACCUUUACAGCUUGAAAUGGAACUUAUACAACAAAUAAAAAAGUUACAGCCGCAAAACCGAAAGCAGCCAAUUCACCAAAGACAAGAAAUAAAUUUGUUGAUUCAAGGUCCGGUGUCAGCAGGAAAAUCUAGUUUUAUCAAUUCUGUUCUAAGCUAUAAGUGUUCUUCAAGAAUCACUAAAGCCGGUGCAGGUAGUUGCUCAGAUUCAUAUACAAAAUGUCUUGCAGAUUAUACAGAAGAAGAAUUGCCAAAAGGAUAUCGGAUAUUUGAUUGUAUGGGUUUGGAACCAACCGAUCGGAAAGGUUUUCAUAUUAAUGAUUUUGAGCUCUUAAUAGAAGGGCACAUCAAAACCGGAUACCAGUUCAAUCACCUCAGUCCAAUCACGAAUAGCAACAACAAAUUCAGAAAAACACCAAACUUUUGGAACAAAAUGCAUUGCGUUAUCUUUGUUGUCAGUGCUGUAUCUAUUCAAGCUGGGCUUCAAGCAGAGUACGUUAUAAAGAUUAAUGAUAUGCAAAAAACACUGAAGGAUCAGGAUAUACCAAGUAUCUUGAUUUUGACAAAAGUCGAUGAACUGUGUGAUGAAGUGGAAAAGGACAUCACAAAAAUGUUUUGGAGCAUAAAAGUUCGAGACGCAGUACAAACGGCGAAAGAUUUAUUCGGGAUUGAGGUAGCAAGCGUAUAUCCGGUAAAGAAUUAUGUGAAAGAUUUGAAUAUAUAUACUGAAAUGAAUAUCCCGCUCUUGCUUGCCCUAAAAGGGGCAAUGCACGUUGCGGAAGCUAAAAUAAAUCGUUAUAAAGAACGUCUACGGCAGGAAAAUGACGAAGAUAAUAACAAUUAAAUUUGGUCAUUUAUAUACUGAACUAUUGGAAGUGAAAAAGGAUUCAUAUUAUAUUAUCAUUGUUUUGUUGAACUUAAGAUUGUGGUUCAUUACAUGUUACUGUUGCCGAUUAUAAUUUUGUCUGUAAUUUAAAAAAAUGUGUUUUUUUUUAGCUCACCUGAGCUAGCUCAUGAUAAGCUUUUAUGAUCGUUGAAAGUCCGUCGUCCGUCCACACUUGCUCGUUCACAAGCUAGCGGUCACAUUUUUUGCCUCAAUCAUCAUCAAACGUUGUCAAUAUGCUUGUCUAGGUAAUAGAUCGGACAAAUUUGAACAUGGGUCAUCUCGGAUGAAAAACUAGGUCACAGGAGCUAAAAAUCAAAAAAACUUGUUAACGCUUUAGCGGUCACAUUUUUGCCUCAAUCAUCAUCAAACUUUGUCAGGAUGCUUGUCUAGGUAAUAAGUCAGAUGACGUCGAACAUGGGUCAUCUCAAAUGAAAAACUAGGUCACAGGAGCUAAAAAUAGAAAAAACCUUGUGAACACUCUCGUGGUCAAUUUUUUUACUCAAUCAUCAUCAAAAUUGUGUAGGUAAUUGCUCCGAUGAGAUCGGACAUGGGUCAUCUCGGAUGAAAAACAAAGUCACAGGAGCUAAAAAAGGAAAACUCUUGUUAAGACUCCAGUGGCUCCUGCUUUGAUCCAGAUAUCCUGAAAAUUGGUCUGAAAGUUGGUUUUGAUGAUUUCUAGGACAAGUUUGAAUAUGAGGUUACCUGGGGUCAAAAACAAGAAAUCUGGAAACAAAGUGAUCCCUCGUAAGCAUUAAUCACAACAAAAUUGCAUGAAAAUUGCAGACUCUGUUUGAUUGAGUAUGUACAUGGGGGAUAAUGAAUAAGUGCAACAUCCCUCACGCCCUCCAGCACCGGCUUCAGCGGUACUCAAUCCUUAACACUUAAUAGUGCUGGCAUUAUAUAACAACACUGAAGUGAAGUACUGGGCAACUUUUUACAGCUGCCAUACAGCACUUGACACCUGCUCGUCUCACCGCCCAAAUAUAGAAAAACCUUGUUAACACUCUAGUGGUCACAUUUUUGACUCAAUUGUAAUCGAACUUUGCCAGGAUGCUUGUCUAGAUAAUUGCUCGGAUGAGUUCUAACAGGGGUGAGAGCCAGGUCACACCGCCCAAAUAUGGCAUAAACAUUGUUAUCACUCUAGUGGUCCGUUUUACACUCGAUUGUCAUCAAACUUUGCAUGGAUGUUUGUCUAAGUUAAUGCUCGGAUGAGUUACUUUGAACCUGGGUCAUCUCGGGUAAAAAAAACUAGGUCACAUGAGCUUAAAAUAGAAAAUCUUUUCAACACUCCAGUGGCUACUGUUUUGUUUCAAAUAUCAUGGAUAUUGAUCUGAAAGUUUAUCUUGAUAAUUUCUAGAUCAAGUUCGAAUAUGGGUCACCUGGGGACAAAAACUAGGUCACACUGCUCAAAUAUGAAAAAGCCUUGUUAACACUCAAGUGGUCACAUUUUUGACUCACCUUGGUCAGGAUACUUGUCUAGGUAAUUGCUUGGAUGAUUUCGAUGGGUUAGGGCAGCCAUACUGGCCCUAUUGUUUAAUGUACCUUGCGUUGUUUGUUUGGUUUAUAAAUAUAUUUGUGUCUUUGUAUGCAUGUUUGUAUGUGUAUCAAAAUAAACAGGGUUACCCUUUCAGGGCCUCAACAAAAAGAAAUUAGUUAAUUUGGGAUAUUUCUUUUCUUUUGCUGAAGCACAAAAAUAUAUUUAUGAAUGCUUCUACUGCUCCUGUAUGCAUACUGCGAGCUAUUUACAUCUACUUAAUUAUCGAUUCACAUUUUCUUAUAAACAUAAUCUUUUGGAUAAACACUUUUUUGCAAGGCCACUGCCACCAUAUUUUGUCUUAUUUUUCAUUUGCAUUGGUAAUGGAUGGAAAUCAACAACGGGUUAUUAUUAUAGAAGAAAGGCACACAUAUUGCUGGUCUCAUCAAUUCGGGGUAU